UGAAGAAGAUUGGACUUACUAAUCCUGUCUUAUGAGAAGAUGGAAGAAACGAAGCAUGCUCAAGCAAAGAUGUUAUCAGGCUUGACUUUCUCAGUUUUCUUUCUCCUCUUUCACUCACCUAUCUCCUCUGCCACCUCACCCCCGUCGCCGCCCAUCGUCUGCAUCGUCGGCGGCGGCAUCAGCGGCUCAUCCGUUGCCCACUUCCUCCGCCGGUACUCCCCUCAUACAGCACUUACACUUCGGAUCUUCGAGCGAAGCGGCGUCGUCGGAGGCCGGAUGGCCACAGUCGUGCUAGCCGGAGAAACAUUCGAGGCCGGGGCCUCAAUUCUUCAUCCCAAGAACUUCCACGCCGUGAAUUUCACCAAGAUGCUCAAUCUCAGUGUGAAGACACCUCCUUCUUCUGAGUCCUCUUUGUCUCUUGGGAUUUGGGAUGGUGAGAAGUUUGUGUUCAAAACCCUAGAUUCCAAUUCCAAGUCUUCCAUUGUUCAAAGAAUUGUGGCAAUUACCAACUCCGUGCUUAUGUUCGUGCGUUACGGCUUCUCUCUCCUCAAAAUGGAUAGCUUUGUUCAGACUACAGUUGAUAAUUUCUUGAAGUAUUAUGCAAGCUUUGAGUCAAGACCGGUUUUUGAGACUGUGGAUGAGAUGCUUAAAUGGGCAGAUUUAUACAAUCUCACUGCUCGGACAUUGCAAGAUGAAUUGGUUGAGGCAGGGUUAUCUCCCUUGCUGAUAGAAGAGCUUGUCACAGUUAUCACACGAAUUAAUUAUGGUCAAAGUGUCAGCAUCAGUGGACUUGCUGGUGCAGUUUCCCUAGCAGGAUCCGGUGGAGGGUUAUGGUCAGUUGAAAGAGGGAACUGGCAAAUUGUUGCCGGAUUGAUUAAUCAUUCAGAUGUUGUAUUGCACCGUCAUGAAGAAAUAGAAUCUGUUUCUUACCAUGGAGAGUAUUAUGAGCUUAACUCCACAAAAGGAAACAGUUACAAGUGUGAAGUCGCAGUGAUUGCUACUCCACUGGAUGAGCUGAAUAUUCAUUUUAACCCUCCAAUUUCAAUUCCUAAGAGAAAAUUACAACACACACAUGCAACUUUUGUAAGGGGUCUGUUAAAUCCUGCAUAUUUUGGCUUGGUUGCUGUAUCAGAAAUUCCAGAACUGGUGGGUACCUUGGAGGAUCCCAACCUUCCAUUUUCAAGCAUAUCUGUUCUCCGGAAACACGAUGAGAAGGAUAUGUCUUACAAGAUAUUUUCUCGUAAACCAAUGGCUGAUGUGUUGCUAGACCGCAUCUUUAGUUUGAGGAAGGAAACAAUUCGAAUAAAUUGGGGUGCGUAUCCUCAUUACAGUGCUCCUGAAGUGUUUGCGCCAUUUGUAUUAGACGGUCGACAUUUGUACUACGUGAAUGCUUUUGAGAAUGCUGCAAGCACCAUGGAGACAAGUGCUGUUGCAGCUGAGAAUAUAGCUCGACUGAUCUUGUCCAGAUAUUCUGGUCUAAUGCUCUCAAGUCCAUCAAACUUGAAGAGCCCUGGCUCUGAUGAAGAGGAUUUGCAUUCUGAUCUGUAACUUAUGCCUAAUUAUUGAAUGUGACCUUGCUUCAAACCUUUUGUGUUGGGAUGAAAUUAAUUACCCAGAAGAUGUGUUACAUCAUGAAAAAUAUCGUACUUUGAAUGUCAACUGAUCUUGAAACUAAAUGGAAGAAAGGUACAGAAUAAACCCCUAGUAAUAAAUGUAUCUGCUCCAGUGAUAGCUCUGUAAAUUUGAAUUCAGUCUCUUGAGGAGGCUGCGUUUGUAAGAUACAAUGGAGAAGAAUGCUUCUUGUUCUUUCGUUGCAGAACUUGGAUAUCUUAGAGUUACUUUUGGCAACACUGUCAUUUCAUGUUUAUUUGGGUUUCUUUCACUUGAUUGAAUGGAAUUCAUUUUCUUUUGUUA
Vitis riparia (riverbank grape) is the source of this 1914-nucleotide messenger RNA. Its product is annotated as farnesylcysteine lyase. Gene Ontology annotation, molecular function: prenylcysteine oxidase activity. The transcript is spliced from 5 exons. The record is from RefSeq and is a predicted model, not a curated record. Gene Ontology annotation, biological process: prenylated protein catabolic process; prenylcysteine catabolic process. NCBI's taxonomy places the organism in Eukaryota, Viridiplantae, Streptophyta, Magnoliopsida, Vitales, Vitaceae. Bases 40 to 1548 code for a protein of 502 amino acids.